CUUUCAUCGUAUCCCUUCAAUGUUCAAGCAUUUUUAUUAUUUGUUUGUUUUUAUCUUUCUUUAUAAACAAACUUACUGUAUGAAGACUUAUAAUGGCAAACCAAGAAAUCAGUUUAAAGUGGAAUGGCUAUCAAAAUAAUAUUCUAAGUAAUGUAAAGGAAUUAUUUAAAGAUGAAAAUUUAUCCGACGUCACACUUGUUUCGGAGGGACAAAGUUUUAAAGCUCAUAAAAUUAUCUUGUCGGCAAAUAGUUCUGUAUUUAGGACUAUCUUUCAGCAAAACCCCCAGAAAGAUCCAAUUAUAGUGCUCCAUGACAUCAACACGGAUUCCUUGAAAACUUUGUUGAAGUUUAUGUACAAUGGAGAGGUUAAUGUAACAGAGGAGUUUCUACCAGUUCUUCUCAAGACUGCUGAGAGUUUGAGAAUAUGUGGUUUGUCUGCUGGUAAUGAUGCUACUAGAGACGAUGAGAAAAAUGCAACAUCAACACAGUCUUUGCCAAAGAAACGCAAGAAAAGUGAGUUGGAUGAUAGCAAUAAUAAAAUUAAGAAGGCAGCUCCCUGCCCUCCCAAACCAGAUUCAGUUGUUGCAGUCCCAGCAUGCGACCUGUUAAAAACCCCACAAAUAAUGCCAAAAGUUGAACCUGUGGAUUCACCAUUAACUGAUUAUUCCGGAGAAAAUACCACUGACACUGACAUAGCUGUUCUUGAAGAUACAUUGGAAAAGAAAUACUCUAUAAGCCCAGAAAAUCCUACAAGCAAAUCUGUGUGUGCAAAGGGUAUAAGCGAUUCUAAUGUGAAGAAAUGGAUCAACGAAGUCAGCAGCACCCAGCCUUGUUUGAAUGUCGAGAAAAAUGUUGAUCAAGAAGAUGAAAAAGAGCUUGAAAUUGAUAAAGAAGUUGAAACUGUGUUGCAAAAUGGAACUAUUGUAGAGUCAUUGAGUAUAACAACUGAGAAUUUGAAUUUUGUUUCCAGUGAGGCUCACAGUAUGAAAGAUAAAACAAGUACCUGUUAUGCAAACCCGUCCUUUCCAUGCCCGUUUUGUCCGCGUGUUUAUAAUUCUUGGGGUUACCGCAGACGACAUGUCAAAUCCAGACACAUGACCAAUAGAUUAUCCUGUAAGUGGUGUGUAUCCAUUUUGCCAUCAACCGGAGCUUGGUAUUCCCAUGCUACAAGAUCCCAUGGGGUUCCUCAUGAGGAAGCUAGGAAUUCACUGGUUGUAAUGGUCGAGGCACAUGCUGUACUAACAUUGAAUGAACCUAGUGUGGCCCAGUUAUUGGGCCAAGUUGGUAUUGAUAGUGGUGAAAAGGCAAACUAGGUAGGUUGUAAAUAUAAAUGCAAUAACGGUUUUUAUAAUUAUAUAAUUAGGGCUGUAGGAUUGAAACCAGAAUCUACGACUAUACUUACAAUGAAAAACCUAACGACCUUACCAAUAUUAUAAGGAUCGUAUAUGGAUGACAUUGUGGUUGAAAAUAUAUUGCUUAUCACAUUUUUAUUUAAGAACAUAAAUUGAUGUUGUUUUUUUAUUGGGGGAUAUGAAAAGGCAUCUGAAUAAGUGACAAAUGGAUAUUCCUUAUUAAUCGUCAUACAAACUUGAUAUUACCAUUUCGAUAUAGUAUUUCUCUUAAUUCUCUUAACAUUUUCUUUACUUUUAACUUUUUUUCAAUUUAUGAUUUGCUUAACACUGAUAGCUUUAUUUGAAAUGAUCUAAAAUCACUGACAAAGAAAUUUACCACUAUUAUAACAAAGUCACUAAUUUAAGGUAAUUUUUUUUGUUUUUGUAAUAUAUUAUUAUCUGUUGUAUAUUUUCUUUAGUUUCUUAAAAUUGUGCUAGCCAUACAGGAAAGAAUUAUUUUUUCCAAAUACGACAAAGGCAUAUAUUCACUGUCCAUUAUUAUUUUUUUAAUUCUACAUACUGAAGGAAGGAAUUUUUAUAAUCAUAUUUUCAAUAACAAUUAAAAUAUUCAACCAUUUUUAAAUCUAUGGAGAUGUAAAGAAAUAAGUGAUUUUAUACAAAUCCCAUUAAUAUGUUGCGGAUAUGGUUAUAUAUGAACAAAAUAAAUUACAUAUUAAAAAUAUUUGAAAAGUUGUAUCCACAGCUUUCUUACUGAUUAAUAUCAAGUGUCUGAAUUAUUAAUAUUUAAAUUUUGGGCAUUAUGAAAUAAGUGAUAUAUUAAUAAUAUUUUUUUUAAUACUCCUAAGUCUAGUUAAGUAACUAUUAUAAAUAUGUGAAUGAUGAUCUCAACUCAACAAGUCAAAAGUUUAGUCGAGUAAGAUGCAUGUUGUAUGCCAAAUUGUCACUUUUACAACUUAAUAUUAUUAUUAUUUUUGGUUUAGCUGCCAUAAUAGUGUACAUUCGUUCUUUAUAAACAUUUACUAGUCUUGUCAUUAUAACUAAUUUUCUGUUACUACACGACAUUCGGUAUGUCUAGGAUUUAAAAAAAAAAAUGCUUCUGAGUUACUCAAUGGAACAUUUGAACUUAAUGGCUUCUCAAUAACGACUGAAAUAAUAUAGCAUAAGGACAUAAGCAAUUGUUUGUAUGAAAGUAUAUUUUUAUACUGCACUUUGAAUUAACUAGAUGUAAGUCAAUUAUUACUAUACGGCAAUAAUUUUACAAUGUGAUUUGUAGAGAUUAAAAAAUGGUAUUUUCAUAAAAGUUUUAGGAAGAGUAUAUUGAAAAAAAAAAAAUGGAUAAAAAUUCAUAAGUGUACAAUUGUAUUUUCUAAUAUUGAAACGAUAGUAAUUUUUUAUAUUGUACCAUUUUUGUUUUAUAUUUAACACAGAUUAUAAAAAAGAUACAGUCCAUAAAUAAAUACUCAGGCCAUAUGUUUUAAGGUACUGAUAAAUAUUUCUUAUGAGAGACAUAUCUGCAUAAAAUGAGAGCUUCAAUCUAUAAUAGUUUUUGGUGUAUACGUGAAAACUGUUACAGUAACCGAAUUAUGUAUAUUUGGAGUACAUUAUAUUUAAAAGCUACGCGAAAAGGGUUUUAAUGGUACUUAGGAUUAACAAAAAUAUUUGGAUAUUUUAUAAGAGUUGUAAAACUUAUCUAUAUUUUAAUUUUACUAGGUCGAUGUUUGAAAUAAAACUCAUAAACACACUGUUAAUUUUAUUACUCGAUGAGAUAAAGCAUAUAUUGUGUAGUAACUUAUUUGCCAUAUUAUAACUAUAAUAUGUUUAUAUUCCGAAAUGCAGGUUUCAGAGGACCACAGUGAAACAUUCUUAUAACCUAGUAUAGUUUUUCAACUAUUCUUCUAUAAAUAAUUAAGUUACCAAAGCAAUUUCGAAUAAUGUGUAAUUUAAGGUACGAUAUAUAUUUUUAUAUAUGAUAUAAUUAAUUGUAAGUGAAUAUUUUGUGAAGUAAUAUUUUGAUACUGUUUGAUACUCGCUAUAAGAUUUUGAAAAAUUUGUAUUUGAUGUAACUAAAAUAUUGACGGAAAAAAAUAUAACAAAUUCUAUGUACUAAACAACACGUAAUACAUGGCUUUAAUAUAUCAGAUGAUUAAUUAAAUGACGACGUAAUUUAAAGAUUAUGUAUGUAGACUUAUGUCGAAUGGAGAUUAAAUAUAUUUUUUAUAAAGCCAA
Molecule: messenger RNA, 3578 nt
Organism: Danaus plexippus (monarch butterfly)
Lineage: Eukaryota; Metazoa; Arthropoda; Insecta; Lepidoptera; Nymphalidae
Product: modifier of mdg4-like
Exons: 6
Coding region: 93-1313 (406 amino acids)
Biological process (GO): regulation of transcription by RNA polymerase II
Cellular component (GO): nucleus
Molecular function (GO): protein binding
Source: RefSeq, a predicted model, not a curated record